This is a messenger RNA of Scedosporium apiospermum, 2925 nucleotides long. RefSeq lists its product as uncharacterized. Gene Ontology annotation, molecular function: DNA-binding transcription factor activity, RNA polymerase II-specific; sequence-specific DNA binding; zinc ion binding. Gene Ontology annotation, biological process: DNA-templated transcription; positive regulation of transcription by RNA polymerase II. The transcript has 5 exons. NCBI's taxonomy places the organism in Eukaryota, Fungi, Ascomycota, Sordariomycetes, Microascales, Microascaceae. Bases 1 to 2925 code for a protein of 974 amino acids. The record is from RefSeq and is a predicted model, not a curated record.
AUGCCAAACUCCCAGCAUGACCCGCCCUCGCCCAACCCCAAGCCACCCAAGCGCCAGCGACGGUCGUCGGUAGACCAUUCGCCUCCCUCGCCCGGAAACGACCAGUCGUCGCCGAGCGACGUGCAUGCGCAUACCCAUCAAGCACAUCCCAGGGGCGCCGGCCACAGCUCCAAUUUCCGCAACAAGCUUCCGAGCUGUAAUAGCUGCGCGAAGGCCGGCGUCGCCUGUGUGGGCUAUGACCCGAUAACGAAGAAACAAAUUCCUAGAAGCUACGUCUACUACCUAGAGACCCGAGUCGAGCAACUGGAAAACAUCCUCCUCGAGAACAAAAUCUCUUUCCCGCCCGCCGAUGACCUGGAGUUAUGUUCGCGUACGGGUUCCGGCCCCAAAGGUGGCCUCUCUGUCGCCGAGACCGGUGUUGUUGGAUCGAGCCCCGCAAGCAAGAAGCAGUCGACCUCCGGAUCGGACUCGGUACAGGUCGCGGGGCGCGACCCGAAGGCAUCUGGUAUGCCCAAUAUUGUUAGCUCGACCAAGCCGCGCUCCCUUGCCGACACCUCUGGAGUCUCCUUUGCCCGCGUGGUUUUGGCUGCUGUCCAAUACUCUGUAUCCGACCAGGCAUCGAAUACCGAUAAAGCCAUUACAGCGCCGACCCCUGGCGGAACCAUCCAAAAACCACCCUCACGCAUCACUGGCGGAGCCUCUCUUCGGGAAUCUUUCUUUGGCCUCCAUACCAAGCCGACUAUCCGGCCUGCCCCCUUCCCCGAUAAGGAGAUAAGUGCAAAGCUGGUGAACUUGUACUUCCAACUCGCCAAUCCUCAAAUACCUAUCCUUCACCGUAUAGAGUUUACGGAGAUUUAUGAUCGGGUUUACGCUACUGAUCCCGCAGACCGAUCACCUCGCGAUCUAUACAUGCUGAACAUGGUCUGCGCUAUUGGUUGCGGCGUGAUAGUGGAUGAUGGAACCAAGCCGGAUCCGCGUCCACCGGCGGGCGGCUCGAUGGAAGUCGACCAAUCGAGGACCGCGCAGGCGGAACCAGAGGAAUACCACGCCAGUGCCAUCGUACACUUAGAAUCAUGCUUGAGCAAUAGUGGAAACAGUCUUGACGUGUUGCAAGCUAUUCUGUUACUAGCAAAUUUUGCCCUCCUGAGGCCGGUUCCUCCGGGACUAUGGUAUAUAAUUGGUGUUGCUAUGCGACUCGCUGUUGAUCUCGGUCUGCACUCUGAAGAUGGAAGCGAUGGUGACUCUGGAAACCAGACCUCCCAGGUUAAGCAAGAGUCAGAAGAGAACCCCCGGCUGGCCGAUAUGCAGCCCAACGACAAGGGUAAGCGCCUCUACCAGCGAGAUAUGCGCCGCAGAUUAUGGUGGUGCACCUAUGCCUUCGAUCGCCUCAUUAGCGUCUCGGUUGGUCGGCCGUUUGGCAUUAGCGACCAGGUUAUAACAACAGAACUUCCCUCGCAAGUUGACGACAAGUACAUCACAAAGGCCGGGAUAUUCACCCCCGACAAUCAAGAGCCGAGUUAUAAGACCGUGGGGCUACAUUACCUGAGGCUCCGCUUCCUGCAGUCCGAGAUUCUCCAGGUAUUGAUGUACAAACAGACUCAGCUUGUGCGAGCAAGCCGACAAAACGCCAACAUCCCCGACAUGCACAUCCGUCUGCCAUCUCCCUUCUUGGUGAACUUUGCAUCUUUUAGGUCAUGGAGGAUCGACAUCGACCGCAGGCUCUACGAGUGGCGGAUGACAGCGCCUUCGAAGGAGAAGACGGGAGUUGCCUUCUCGACUGAAUUCCUGGAGCUCAACUACUGGCAGGCCAUCAUUCUACUCUACCGGAACAGCUUGAGCGUGCCACCAAUGUUCGAGGGCGAGUAUAAUACCUCUAAAGAAGUGGACAGUCCCACCGGAUAUCCUGCGGAACUAGACGAGGAUGAAGACAGGAUAUAUCUCAAGGUCGCGGAAGCCGGCCAGAAGAUUCUCCGUCUUUAUCGACAGCUUCAUCUAAGUGGCCUCGUCAGCUACACGUACCUCUCUACGCAUCACCUCUUUAUGGCGGGAAUUGCGUAUCUCUAUGCAAUCUGGCACUCGCCUAUUGUCAGGAGUCGAUUGACAAUGGAUGAAGUCGACUUCACGAUACUUGCGGCCAAGUCAGUCUUCACAGACAUGAUCGACAAAUGCCCCCCCGCCGAAGCCUGCCGAGACGCCUUCGACCGCACUGCAAAGGCCACCGUCAAGAUGGCCAACCACAACGGCGGCUUCGGCGGCCGCGCAUCUCGAAAACGCCGGUCAACUGCCACGGCAAGGGAAGGCCCCGUCAUGGACUGGCAAUCCUCCAGCGGCAGCCCCUCAACCUCCACGACCAUGUCGGGCCCCACGUCGCGCAACCUCGCCUUUGACAUGGAUAAUCUGUCUUCCCCGGCACUUUCUGCCGCUAGCGAGCUGCCCAUAUCACCUUCGUUCCCCCGCAACAAGACCUACGAGGACGCUUACAGCGUCAUGCAGGCACAGGCUCAGACGGGACCAAGCCCUUCGGACGGCAGCGGGCCCAGUGGAGGGCAAGAGGUUUCGCCUAUCGAUCCGGCUCUCCUCGCGACGCCGAGUCUCGGUCGGCGGAUGGCGCGGCAACAGGGCAGUUCGGCAUACCUCAGGCAACAGCAGCAACAACAGCAGCAGCAGCAGCAGCAGCAAGGUCCCUUUCAGGGCAACCCAAUGGACUACCCGGAUAUUCAGUCGAUGGAAUUCCUCCAGGCGCUGCAAGGAGGUGCGCCGCCCUCGGGAGACCUCGGAAGCCUCGAUCCCUUAGGGUUCGGUUUGAGCUGGGACGCGGGGAUUAAUCAGGACCUAGACGGACAGCAGGUCAAUCCCUUUGACGGGUUCUUUUUUGGCGGCCCACCUGGACAGCAGCAAGGGGGCGCUGGCGGGGCGCAGGGAUAG